Molecule: messenger RNA, 1535 nt
Organism: Durio zibethinus
Lineage: Eukaryota; Viridiplantae; Streptophyta; Magnoliopsida; Malvales; Malvaceae
Product: putative membrane-associated kinase regulator 1
Cellular component (GO): plasma membrane
Molecular function (GO): kinase inhibitor activity
Source: RefSeq, a predicted model, not a curated record
GCUCCAAACCCAAAGUCAUUCCCUCUCUCUUUGUAUAUAAAACUUAGUAGUAAUUUACAUUUUAGAAGAACUUCCCAUUUUUAUUGUUGUUGUUGAUAAUUAUGUAGCCUUUGAAAGAUAUGGGGAAGAGAAGAGAGAAAUUAGAUUCAAGAUCUUCUCAAACACUACCCUCAUCUCCUUCACACUCUUUCUCUUCAUCCUCCUCUUCCGACUUUGAGUUCACAAUCUCUCUUUCCCCACGCGCCAACUCCUCUUCCACCCUUUGUCCCGCUGACGACCUCUUCUACAAGGGCCAGCUCUUGCCUCUCCAUCUUUCUCCUCGUCUCUCCAUGGUCCGUACCCUCCUCUUAGCCUCCUCCAGCACUUCCUCCUUCUCCGAAACCUCCUCCGCCACUGCCUCUCGUGACUCCGUCGGCAGCUCCAACGAUUCCCACUCAUCUUUCGCUAGUGAUCUUGUUCUGCUUGCUGAUUGUGACUCCUCCAGGCCCAGCUCCGUCACCGAAGACGAUGAGUUGAAAAGGCUUAAUAAUGGGAACCAUUUAUUUUCAAGUCAUCAGGGCCAUCACCAGAUCAAGAAAAGCAAGUAUUUUUCUUUUUCUAGAUUCUCUUCUGUGUUCAAGAAGGAAAAUAACAAGAACCGUGACCAGGAAAACAUGCCAGCAGCUUCUUCUGUUAAAAAAAUGAGCACAACAGCAAAAGAAGUUAUAAGGAAAUAUUUGAAGAAGGUGAAGCCACUGUACGAGAAACUAUCCCAAAAACCUCAGCAAAAAAUGGGAGGAACUGGAGUAGUUUCAGCUUUGUCAUCAACAACUUCAGGUCCGGCUUCAUUCUCCAUCAAACCUGAGAGAUCUGUCAAAGACAUAGAGAAGAUUAAUGCAAGGAAAGAAAGCAACAACGCUGGAUUUUUUCACUCUUUCUCCGGAAACUUAAGGUACCCAAGAAGGAGAAGCUGCAUUUCAAGCUGCCCAUCAUCGAUGCGGUCCUCACCAAGCCACUCUGGGGUGCUCUCUCGACACGGGCUUCCAAGAAAGGGCAUGUAUACGGGUCGGGUCAGUGGUGGUGGUGGUGGCAGUAUGUACUAUUUGGAUACAUCUUCAAUGGAUGAAUUGCAAAGUGCCAUUCAAAGUGCCAUUACUCAUUGCAAAAAUUCUUUGCUUCAAAAUAAAACUACUGUAGUAAGUAAUGAAAUAUAAUCUCUAACAUGACAUGACAUGGUUGGUCAAUAACAAAACUUGACUAACUAGAGUGCUUUCUAUCUUUUUCUUUUUUUUUUUAAUUUCACUUCGUGGAUUUUAUCUCUUUGUUUUGUUUCAUGAUCAUCUAAGCAUAUUAAAAAGAUUGCAAAAGAGAGUGAAAUUUCUUUUGAUGUAUGAGAAGACCAUGAGGUAAAUGUUUGCAUUGUGAAAUUAUUGUGUAACUUUUUUCCUUUGCAACAUCCAUUUGGAUUUGCUAUUAAACUUUGGCACUAAAUUUUAGGUGGCAUCUAAGAAUUUAAUUAUUUCUGUUUUAGUAUCUGAAUAUAUGAUCGUAAUGAA